This is a messenger RNA of Cebus imitator (Panamanian white-faced capuchin), 1309 nucleotides long. It is a transcript of the gene HACD1, whose product is annotated as 3-hydroxyacyl-CoA dehydratase 1. NCBI's taxonomy places the organism in Eukaryota, Metazoa, Chordata, Mammalia, Primates, Cebidae. The transcript is spliced from 7 exons. Gene Ontology annotation, molecular function: 3-hydroxyacyl-CoA dehydratase activity. The record is from RefSeq and is a predicted model, not a curated record. Gene Ontology annotation, biological process: fatty acid elongation; sphingolipid biosynthetic process; very long-chain fatty acid biosynthetic process. Gene Ontology annotation, cellular component: endoplasmic reticulum membrane. Bases 46 to 912 code for a protein of 288 amino acids.
CGCGGUCGGCCGGGCUGUCGGUGCCUAGCCCCCAGUGCGCGACACAUGGGGCGCCUGACUGAGGCGGCGGAAGCGGGCAGCGGCGCUCAGGCUGCGCACUGGGCAGGGCCCCCUCCCACGCUCCUGCCGCUCUCUCCCACGUCCCCCGGGUGCGCGGCCACCAUGGCGUCCAGCGACGAGGACGGCACCAACGGCGGCGCCUCGGAGGCCGGCGAGGACCGGGAGGCCCCCGGCAAGCGGAGGCGCCUCGGCUUGUUGGCCACCACCUGGCUCACCUUCUACAACAUCACCAUGACUGCGGGGUGGUUGGUUCUAGCUAUUGCCAUGGUACGCUUUUAUAUGGAAAAAGGAACACACAGAGGUUUAUAUAAAAGUAUUCAGAAGACCCUUAAAUUUUUCCAGACAUUUGCCUUGCUUGAGAUAAUUCACUGUUUAAUUGGAAUUGUACCUACUUCUGUGCUUGUGACUGGGGUCCAAGUGAGUUCAAGAAUCUUUAUGGUGUGGCUCAUUACUCACAGUAUAAAACCAAUCCAGAAUGAGGAGAGUGUGGUGCUUUUUCUGGUCGCGUGGACGGUGACAGAGAUCACUCGCUAUUCCUUCUACACAUUCAGCCUUCUUGAUCACUUGCCAUACUUCAUUAAAUGGGCCAGAUACAAUUUUUUUAUCAUCUUAUAUCCUGUCGGAGUUGCUGGUGAACUUCUUACAAUAUAUGCCGCCUUGCCGUAUGUGAAGAAAACGGGAAUGUUUUCAAUAAGACUUCCUAACAAAUACAAUGUCUCUUUUGACUACUAUUACUUUCUUCUUAUAACUAUGACCUCAUAUAUACCAUUGUUUCCACAACUCUAUUUUCACAUGUUACGUCAAAGAAGAAAGGUGCUUCAUGGAGAGGUGAUUGUAGAAAAGGAUGAUUAAAUGAUCCCUGCAAACAAGGUGCUUUUUCCAGAAUAACCAGGAUUUACUUGAGUCCAAAUUUUAAUAACAAGAAUAAACAACUUUGUGAAAUAUCAUGGAUUGUAUGGUUUCUUAAAAUAUAACUUGAGACAUGUGGUAUUUGCCAAUAUUUGUGUUCCUCUUAUGCCAGAUCUAUUUUUCACAAGAACUGUGCAAAUAUCAAUAACUCUUGGGUAGGUGUUGAUUACUAAGAAAAUAAUUAGGUGUAUUACCUGGGGGAAAAAAAACUUCUACUAAUUUUUUUUUAAACAUGCUCAAAGCUUUUAAAAUCAAUAUUUAGAAAUUAGUUUAAUGAUUUACUAUUAUACCUGCCAGUGAUAUUUAUGUGAUAUUUAUAAAUGAAAGUAAAUGCAAAUUU